AUGGGAACUUCAGAGCCUGAAGCAAAACAGACAUCUUUGGUUAUGGGAUCUGAAAAUCAGACUGAAACUAGUGAUGGUCUGAAGACACAUCCUGCCACAAAUUCCACUGAAGAAAAUCAAACAGCCCAUGAAAAAAAGUUAAGUUCAUCGUCCUCUUCCUCAUCUUGUUCUUCAUUUGAAGAUCCUCGAACCUCCCCAAGCGAGACUCCCAUCUCUGGCCAUGAUAAAGGAAGUGGAGAUGGCAUUUCGGUCAGCGCUACCCCCGUUCCCGGGCAAGAGCCGCAUCAUAGUAACGCCGAGUCAGCAAUACAAUCUCCUACGACACAGAUGAUGGAGCGACCUGCUGAAAUAGCCACCUCCCCGUCAUAUAGGAUUCCAGCUUAUGUGUUUACCAGUAAAUCUUCGGCUGCAAAUGACUGGAGUGUUGCUUCGAAUGAAUCUUUGUUCAGUAUUCACAUGGGGAAUAUGAGCUUCACCAAAGAGACAUCAAACUGGUGUAAGUCUGGAGAGUUUGGUUUAGCUGGUGAUUUUACCCCGUCUGGCCCAUUGUCUCCAACGUUUGAUUUUACAAGCAAGAAACAUAAAUCGGCGAAUAACAAAUCUGGUGAAAUCGAAGAAUGCAAUGAAGCAAAAGCCGCUGAAACAAUGAGGGAAAUCAUAAAAGAUAAUGAAGCUGCUGCUGGUAAACCAAAGUCUCCUGCCAGAAAACCACAUCAUUCUCCUAGCUUUCGCCGUUCAGAUGUGAGCGGAGCCAGUGUCAAAUCAUUUGCAUUUCCAAUAUUGACGGGGGAUCAUAAAACAGAUUUUUCUCACAAGAAAAAUGCAUCAUCACCCAUGAGUUCACAGCCACAAACUCCAAAAGUAUCCACAGAGCCAGACACAUCGCAGCAAAAAUCACAAUCAGGACCUCUAAACCCAGAUCCCGCCCCUAAAUCGCCUUCAAAUGCUCAGAGUAAAUGGUUCUCUUGCUUACCCUGUUGUUCAUCUCGUUCUUGA
Manihot esculenta (cassava) is the source of this 996-nucleotide messenger RNA. RefSeq lists its product as uncharacterized. Bases 1 to 996 code for a protein of 331 amino acids. Lineage: Eukaryota; Viridiplantae; Streptophyta; Magnoliopsida; Malpighiales; Euphorbiaceae. The record is from RefSeq and is a predicted model, not a curated record. The transcript is spliced from 2 exons.